Molecule: messenger RNA, 615 nt
Organism: Pogona vitticeps (central bearded dragon)
Lineage: Eukaryota; Metazoa; Chordata; Lepidosauria; Squamata; Agamidae
Gene: NDUFA13
Product: NADH:ubiquinone oxidoreductase subunit A13
Cellular component (GO): respiratory chain complex I
Source: RefSeq, a predicted model, not a curated record
ACGUCACGGCGGGGACGCCAAGCGACGGCUGCCCGCUUGCAAGAUGGCGGCGGCUGGAGCAGCCGGGGCGGCCCGGAAGGUGAAGCAGGACAUGCCGCCGCCGGGAGGCUACGGGCCCUUCGACUACAAGCGGCAUCUGGCCCGCAAGCGCUUUUCGGGCUACAGCCUAUUUGCAAUGGGCAUUGCGGUAUUUGCCUAUGGCUGCUACCGCUUCAAAACGUGGAACCGUGAGAGGAAGCGCUUACACAUUGAGGACUUAGAGGCCAGGAUCGGGAUCCUUCCACUUCUGAUCGCCGAGGAAGACCGAAGGCUACUCCGCAUCCUGCGGGAAAACUUUGAAGAGGAGGCCAAGAUUAUGAAAGACGUCCCAGGAUGGCAGGUGGGCGAGUCUCGUUUCCACACCACGCGUUGGGUGCCCCCACUUCCUGAUGAGCUCUACUACCUGUACCCACAGAGUGUGAUGGACCAGGCCACUUUAGGUUACCAGAAUUACCUAUGAAAGGGGACAGAGUUGGCAGGCAGCGGGUGAGCCUGGCUGGGCAGGGCCGCUGUAGGCUCGACACCCCCUUCUCCCAAAAAUGGAUCUAUUUCUCAAUAAACGACUUAUGGAGGAAA